AUGGGCCACAGUGAAGUCCACUUUCCCAAGCCAGCUCUCCUUUCAGGGAGCAGUGUGGAGAAUCGCGAGGCGGGGGACCGAGGACAAGGGGCGGCUCACAAUUCUCCUCGGUGCCCCUCUAACCCAAAAGGGAUUGAGGGUGUUGGGCGCGGGAGGGACGGGCAGACUUCUUGCAUUGAGAUGUUAAGUGGGUGUGUCUAUAUAAACCCGCGCUUGGUCCACUUCAUCUUUCUGGCUGCGGAGAGGAAAAGAAAAUCCCUUAAAAAACAGGCUGAAGACAGAAUGGUGGCAUCUACUGACUGUGUGGACAAGUCCGAUUCAAUCACUGCAAAUAAGGUAUCCAAACCACUGAUGGAGAAGAAACGAAGAGCUCGUAUUAACAAGUGUUUGGACCAGUUGAAAUGUCUUCUGGAGAGCCACUACAGCAGCACUAUUCGGAAGCGCAAACUGGAGAAGGCUGACAUAUUGGAGCUCACCGUGAGACAUUUGAAGCACCUUCAGAAAUCUCACACCUUACCAUCCACGCGUGGGGAGCUUUCCGAUUUCCAGAAAGGCUUUCACAGCUGCCUGGCCAACGUCAAACACUACUUGCUGAUGGCUGACACAGUGAGCGACCAACAGCGCCUCAAGAUGUCGCAGUUGCCCGGUAAACUGGACAUCUCCAGGACCACGGAUAGCGACACAGUCCUUGCAGAGACGCGUGGCUUGCCGAGGAGAGCCAAGAACGACAACGAGACCUCACAUAGGACCCACGGCGCGUCUCACUUUCGCCCGAGUGAAAACACGCGAAUGAGCAUGCAUAAAGGGGCCACACGGUGUGGGCUGGCCACCGCCCCCACAAUGGACGACCAGAGAAUACGAAUUACGCUCAAGAAAUGUCACCUCAAAAAUCCCAGUGAAGUUGGCAACACCCAACACAAUAUGUGGAGACCUUGGUAG
Syngnathus typhle (broad-nosed pipefish) is the source of this 939-nucleotide messenger RNA. It is a transcript of the gene hes3, whose product is annotated as hairy-related 3. Lineage: Eukaryota; Metazoa; Chordata; Actinopteri; Syngnathiformes; Syngnathidae. Gene Ontology annotation, biological process: regulation of neurogenesis; regulation of transcription by RNA polymerase II; anterior/posterior pattern specification. The record is from RefSeq and is a predicted model, not a curated record. Gene Ontology annotation, molecular function: RNA polymerase II cis-regulatory region sequence-specific DNA binding; DNA-binding transcription factor activity, RNA polymerase II-specific; protein dimerization activity. Gene Ontology annotation, cellular component: nucleus.